AGUCAUGAUAUAUAAACUCAGAUUUUCUGUCUGAAGACACAGAGCUGCAAACUUCCAUCAACAAAGAAAGUUUAUACUCUACUUGGAACAACGUUCGAACCAAACCGUUGACAUGAAGUUUGGGUUGCUGGUGGUAUUGGCGGUGGCCGUUCUGGUGCCCAGCCUGUCCGAGGGCCGGACCGUCUCCAAAUGUGAGCUGAAAGAAAAGCUCGAGCAGGCGAUCACGCUGCCCACACAGCUUCAACAGUUCAAGGAGGAAUACCUGGCAAUAGUUAUCUGUGAGGCGAACAGCCGGUCCCGUCUGAACACCAACCUGGUCAAGGUGUUAGGCAAACGCACAACUACAACCACAGCCACGCCAACAACUACCCAACCAACUACAACCCAACCAAUCCUAACAGAUGCCUCAACCCUAGUCAUAAACAGAAGAAAGCGUGACGUGACCGGCGAGGAGUCUGACUCGGCAGAGAUGGACCACAGUGAAGAGCGAUUCAUUAAGAAGAGCAGCAGUUUGUCUCUCGGCCUUUACGGGAUCUUCAAGAUGUCUGAAGAGACUGUCGGCGAGGAGAGCAGCAAGGAGAGCAGCAUAUCCGAUGAGGAUGAAGACAGUGAUGAGAAGGAUGAAGACGAGACUGAGGAAGGUGGGAAACGUAAGAAGCGAUCCAUCGAGGACCAAUCCAGUGAGGAGACCAAGCAGUCGUCUCUCGGCCUUUACGGGAUCUUCCAGCUGUCUGACGAGACCUUCUGUAACUCUGGUUAUCGCUCCUCCAAAAACAAGUGCAACACAACCUGUGAUGCCUUCACUGAUGACAACAUUAUGGAUGACAUUGAUUGCUUUGUGAAGACUGAUCAGUGGAGGUUGUUUUUGAAGUCCGCCUCUCAUCUGUGCCAAAUUGGCACCAAGAACUACUUUGACGAGUGUAAAUGAGCAGCUGACAUGUUUUCCACCUGCUGCUGAAGAUCACAGCAACAAUCAUUUCUUCUACCUUCAACGUGACCUUUGAUCCUCAUGGUUUCAUCUCAAACAUUGUGGAGCAUGUCACAGUUUUUCAUUUUAAUUAACCUGUAAGAUUUCUUUAAUAACGUUAUUUUGUUUCA
This is a messenger RNA of Sander lucioperca (pikeperch), 1098 nucleotides long. RefSeq lists its product as uncharacterized. Lineage: Eukaryota; Metazoa; Chordata; Actinopteri; Perciformes; Percidae. Bases 113 to 928 code for a protein of 271 amino acids. The record is from RefSeq and is a predicted model, not a curated record. The transcript has 6 exons.